UUCCGACGAAGAUACAAAAGUGAGUGSUCGAAAACUGUMGACCACAAGUUGAGCAAAAAAGUGUUGCUUGAUACAUACUCCUUCAUUACUCRAGUACGAAAUGUUCAUCGAUGGAUAACAACGCAAUUGUUAUGAGUGAACUUCGCCUGAGUGAUUCAGGAACAACCGACGACGAAUGCGAGACAGAAGUAUUACUUUACGAUCGCAGUACACGGAGGGUACGACACAAGAUCACUCGUCUUGAUGACUUCGUURAUAAUGCCMAUGAUGAAGAACCGUUGAUGCAAAGAGUGUUGAAAGACGAUUCUGAUGAUGAAAKGGAAACCUAUACAGUUGGGGAGGCUGUGGAUAGAAUUGGAUUUGGCUGGUUCCAGAUCAAGUUAAUGGUAGUCAUUGGAUUUUUUCAGGCAUCGGAAGCUUUAGAGAUGAUGUUGCUAUCCAUUCUUGCACCAACCAUACGAUGUAUAUUCCAUAUUAGUGCGUGGAAAGAAGCCUUUAUAACAACAGUUGUCUUUAUAGGAAUGAUGUUUGGAUCUUCUGUAUUUGGCUGGGCUGCAGACAAAUUUGGUAGAAAAUUUGUUGUAGUAUUAAGUGCUAUGUGGAUUUCAUAUUUUGGAUUUUUAAGCUCUUUUUCUCCUCACUAUUACUGGAUAAUUGCUCUUAGGAUGCUUGUUGGAUUUGGUAUUGGUGGAGGACCUCAAUCUGCAACUCUGGUCUCAGAGUACCUUCCAAGUAAAUACAGAGCCAUAUGUAUGUGUGCUCAAAGUCCUUGGUGGACAUUAGGCUCAUUUUUCACUAUAUUAAUAGCAAUGGUUGUCAUGCCAACGUUAGGAUGGAGAUUYCUACUUGCAAUCCUGGCAAUACCUUUAAUCAUCUUUACAAUGUUGAGUAAAUAUCUCCCAGAAUCAUGUCGCUACUAUCUAACAAUAGGGMAGAGGGAUAAGGCUUUAAUUCUUCUUCAUAAAAUUGCCAAAGCAAACAAAGCUCAUGUACCUACUGGUUACCUAAAGGACGCAGUUCAGACAGCUAGAGUAGGAAAAGUAAGAGAUCUUUUUAACAAAGAAUUUGCAAGUGCCACAAUUAAAUUAUGGUUUUUAUGGUUUAAUGUGGCUUUCACCUAUUAUGGAAUCGUGCUCAUGACGUCAGAAUUAUUUCAGGGUGAAACUGAAAAUGGAGGAAAAUGUGAAGCUGGCACAGGAAACGUAAAGAACCCACAUUGUGGAUGUAAACUACUCACAACAUCAGACUACACUGACAUGAUGUGGACAACAGUCUCUGAAGUACCAAUUGUGGUUUUGAAUGUCAUCUUGUUGGAAAAACUAGGAAGAAAAAAGACUCUAGCAACUCUAUACAGCCUGACUGCCUUGUUUUUCAUCCUGCUGUUUAUUUGCACUUCAAGGGCAUGGAUGGUAGCAUUUAUAUUUGGUGUUCGAGGCUGUAUAUCAGGUGUUUUUACGGCAACCUACAUAUAUACACCCGAGUUUUACCCAACAAUCAUCAGAGGUCUUGGGUUAGGAUGUUGCAGCUCAGUAGCUAGGGUUGGAGCAAUGAUAACUCCUUUCAUAUGUCAGGUCUUAUUGCGAUACUCCAUUGACUUAGCGCUUGGUGUGUAUGCCACUACAGCUGUGAUCAGYGUCAUCGUAUCGUUACGGCUUCCUAUAGAAACCAAGGGUAGAGUAAUGCGAGACACAUGAACUAUAUUUGGUGGCCAAAAGUGAAUGAUAAGAAUACAGAGUGAACGUGUCUAACCAGGAAGACUUAUACCAUGCACCGACUGUUGAAUCUAUGCUGCUCUUUUCUUUCAUCUAAAAGAAUAAGAAUGAGAAAUGCUAGAACUAGGCGUCAUCGCCACUGAAGUGAUGACAAUGGAUCUAGCUGCGAUAUUUGUACAAGAAAUAUGAAAUAAGAAUUGAUAUAUCAUGCUGA
Molecule: messenger RNA, 1926 nt
Organism: Exaiptasia diaphana
Lineage: Eukaryota; Metazoa; Cnidaria; Anthozoa; Actiniaria; Aiptasiidae
Product: synaptic vesicle 2-related protein
Exons: 17
Coding region: 111-1694 (527 amino acids)
Biological process (GO): transmembrane transport
Cellular component (GO): membrane
Molecular function (GO): transmembrane transporter activity
Source: RefSeq, a predicted model, not a curated record